CCUGGUUUUGUUCUUUCUCUCUCUCUCGCUCCUAUUCCGAUUAUACUCAGUGGAGAAGAAGACGAAGAUCCAAAUCGAUCCGUUGAAAAGGGAUUUCGAAUUUUCUUUUCCUGAGCGAUGUCGAGUGCGGUGGACGCGACGGGGAACCCGAUCCCUACUUCUGCGGUGUUGACGGCGUCAGCGAAGCAUAUUGGUAUGCGAUGUAUGCCUGAGAACGUUGCGUUCCUCAAAUGCAAGAAGAAUGAUCCUAACCCCGAGAAGUGCCUCGACAAAGGUCGUGACGUCACUCGCUGCGUCCUUGGUUUGCUGAAGGAUCUUCACCAGAAGUGCCAAAAGGAGAUGGAUGAUUAUGUUGGGUGUAUGUAUUACUACACAAACGAGUUUGAUCUGUGUAGGAAAGAGCAAGAAGCCUUCGAGAAAGUGUGUCCCUUGAAAUGAGAAUCACAAGUUCUUGUCAUGUUUUGAUUUGUAUGUCCUAAUAAAGCAAAAUUGUUCAUUUUUAAUGAGCUUUUUACUCAACUCUCUUGUUUGUUGUCAUCCCAUUUUUUCCGUCUCAAAUGCUUUUGUAGUGAGGUCUCAAACACAACCAAAUGACUCAAUUUUCGUUGUUCAGAGGCU
This is a messenger RNA of Capsella rubella, 618 nucleotides long. RefSeq names its product NADH dehydrogenase [ubiquinone] 1 alpha subcomplex subunit 8-B. The record is from RefSeq and is a predicted model, not a curated record. Gene Ontology annotation, biological process: mitochondrial electron transport, NADH to ubiquinone. NCBI's taxonomy places the organism in Eukaryota, Viridiplantae, Streptophyta, Magnoliopsida, Brassicales, Brassicaceae. The coding region runs from base 118 to 438 and encodes 106 amino acids. The transcript is spliced from 3 exons.